Molecule: messenger RNA, 2581 nt
Organism: Cydia fagiglandana
Lineage: Eukaryota; Metazoa; Arthropoda; Insecta; Lepidoptera; Tortricidae
Gene: Patsas
Exons: 9
Coding region: 272-1870 (532 amino acids)
Biological process (GO): protein palmitoylation
Cellular component (GO): Golgi membrane
Molecular function (GO): protein binding; palmitoyltransferase activity
Source: RefSeq, a predicted model, not a curated record
GUGACCUUAUUUAUAUUGUUAUUAAUUAGUGAAGUUUAUAGCUAAAUGUUUCAGCCGUGCGAGUGAACGGGUGUGGAGUGCGUGUGUUGGUGUAACCGUAACCUACUACCACUGGGUAGUUUGAGUAGGGGUGUCGCGUGGAGCGGCCGUGGCGGAGAGCGAAGGGUCCGCAGUAGCGGGGGGCGUAGGCCUCACCGUGAGCAGCAAGGUGUACCCGAGCCCGGGGGCGGCGCGCGGCGUGUGGGCGCUGCCGCAGCCGCCCCCCUGCACCAUGGCGGCCGAGGAGCCCCUGCCCCCGUGCUCGCCGAUGUCCCCAGACGCGCCCGCAGCACCCCCUCGCACCAUCACCAGUUACCACCACUCGGACCUGCACCAGCUGAUCUUUGAGGCCGUUAGGUCCAGCGAAGUAUCAGAAAUCGAGCGGCUGGUCGAAAAGCUUGGCGUUGAGGUGCUCAGCGCUCGUGACCAACAUGGCUACACACCAGCGCACUGGGCGGCGCUGGAUGGCAGCGUGGCAGUCAUGCGGUAUCUCCUGGAACGGGGAGCGCCCGUGGAUCUGUCCUGCCUGGGCACUCAGGGCCCUCGUCCUAUCCACUGGGCGUGCAGAAAGGGUCAUGCUUCAGUGGUACAAGUGCUGUUACAGUGUGGAGUUGCAGUCAACGCUGCUGACUUUAAAGGACUAACCCCCCUAAUGACCGCCUGCAUGUACGGCAAGACAGCCACGGCAGCCUAUCUCCUCGGCAUGGGAGCCGCCACCAGGCUCGCAGACAUUAACGGAGACACCGCUCUUCACUGGGCCGCGUAUAAGGGGCAUGCCGACUUGGUCCGUUUGCUGAUUUACUCGGGAGUGCCGUUACACUGUACUGACAAUUUUGGCUCGACGCCGCUGCAUUUGGCCUGUUUGUCGGGGAACCUGACAUGUGUUCGGUUGCUUUGUGAGAAGGUAAAAGCAGAACUCGAGCCUCGCGACAAAAACGGCAAGACCCCCCUCAUGCUGGCUCAAAGCCACCGGCACGCCGAGGUGGUCAAACUCCUCACGAAGGAAAUGAAGCGGAAGUCCCACUGGAUGCCUCCAUUAUCGGAACUCUGGGCACUUCUGUUCGGCGGCGCGGGGGACUCGAAGGGACCACUGUUGUUCUUCCUUGUGUCGGUGCUGCUGUGGGGUUACCCUAUGUAUGUUUUUAGGUGUAUCCCCCUAACUUGGAACACCCUCCGUCUCUCCCACUACUGCUUCCUCUACUGGAACGGCAUCAUGUGGCUGAGCUGGGUGAUCGCCAACCGCCGGGACCCGGGCUACAUCCCGCAGAACUCCGACACCUACUACCGCGCCAUCCGCCAGAUCCCGUACCUGGAUAAGUGGAGGAAGAGGAAUGUCAUCCUGUCGCGGCUGUGCCACACGUGCCGGUGUCUGAGGCCGCUCAGGGCCAAGCACUGUCGCAUCUGCAAGCGCUGUGUAGCCUACUUCGACCACCACUGCCCCUUCAUCUACAACUGCGUCGGAGUUCGGAACCGCAUGUGGUUCUUCCUGUUCGUCAUGAGUGUGGCCAUUAACUGCACGCUGUCCAUAUACUUCGCCUGCUACUGCCUUCUGCUUGAAGGAUUUGGACUGCUGUAUUUAUUGGGACUGCUCGAGGCGCUCACUUUCUGCGCGCUGGGGUGGAUUCUUACGUGUACUUCUAUACUUCAUGCCUGCAUGAACCUGACCACGAACGAGAUGUUCAACUACAAGCGCUACCCCUACCUGCGGGACAAGCGCGGUCGCUACCAGAACCCCUUCUCGCGGGGCCCCGUCAUGAACCUCAUCGAGUUCUUCGUCUGCCUGCCGGACAAAUGCGACGAGCAGGAUUUGUUCCACGAGGAGAACAUUUAACAGCAGGCUUAGUUGUUGUUUUAUGAGCUUGCUUGCUGCCAGAAAGGAAAGGUGAAUCGAUACACUACGUCACGAUGAUUAGACUUGGAAUUGAUUUUUAUGGACGAGUUGGUGGUUUUCAUAAAGUUACCCUAUGUCCAAUCCGACCAAGAAGACCACCAGACUGAAGUGGGACUGGGCGGGUCACGUAUGCCGCAUGCAUGUAACCACCAAGUGGAUGCCGCAAAAGAAGCGCGGACGUGGCAGGCCCAGACCGAAAUGGCGGGACGAGUUAGACGCCUUCACCAGUAACUGGCCGGAGAAAGCACUACAACGGGAGUUGUGGAAAUCAAGGGGAGAAGCCUUUACCCAGCAGUGGGACACUAUAACGGGCUAAUUAAAAAAAAGUCCAAUCCAAUGGAAUAUUCGUUAGCGAUGUGAACGCAAUAACUGCCUAAAAUAUCGUGUGUUGUUGGUGGCCACUUAGCCUCUACAUCUGCAACGAUCAAAAACGUCGAAUAAGUAUAACUUUUGGCCUUGAUGCCAUUGGUUAUGAUCAAUUAGCACUUUUUUUUAAUCCCAUUAGUGUAACCACAGCCAGUCUAAGGCGAUCAUAGAGCUCCAUAAUACUUAUUCUUCACGCCGUAUACAGCUUAAGCAAAUUUCCAAAUUACAAAGCACUUUAUCAAGAUUCGCAUUUAGUCUUGUACAAAUAAAUUUAUUGGAAAGUUA